GGCCACGCGGCGGCUCCGCUCGCCAUGGCGGAGACCAAGAUCAUCUACCACAUGGACGAAGAGGAGACGCCGUACCUGGUCAAGCUGCCGGUGGCCCCCGAGCGCGUCACGCUGGCCGACUUCAAGAACGUGCUCAGCAACCGGCCCGUGCACGCCUACAAAUUCUUCUUCAAGUCCAUGGACCAGGACUUCGGGGUGGUAAAGGAGGAGAUCUUUGAUGACAAUGCCAAGCUGCCCUGCUUCAAUGGCCGAGUGGUCUCCUGGCUGGUCCUGGCCGAGGGUGCUCACUCAGACGCAGGGUCCCAGGGCACCGACAGCCACACUGACCUGCCCCCAGCCCUCGAGCGGACAGGUGGCAUCGGGGACUCCCGGCCGCCUUCCUUCCACCCAAAUGUGGCCAGCAGCCGCGAUGGGAUGGACAAUGAGACCGGCACAGAGUCCAUGGUCAGUCACCGGCGGGAGAGAGUCCGGCGCCGGAACCGUGAGGAGGCCACCCGCGCCAAUGGGCACCCAAGGGGCGACCGGCGGCGGGACCUGGGGCUGCCCCCGGAUAGUGCGUCCACUGUGCUGAGCAGCGAACUGGAGUCCAGCAGCUUCAUCGACUCGGAUGAGGAAGAUAACACGAGCCGGUUGAGCAGUUCCACAGAGCAGAGCACCUCCUCUCGGCUCAUCCGGAAGCACAAGCGUCGGCGCCGGAAGCAGCGCCUACGGCAGACAGACCGGGCCUCCUCCUUCAGCAGCAUCACCGACUCCACCAUGUCUCUGAACAUCAUCACUGUCACACUCAACAUGGAGAGGCACCACUUCCUGGGCAUCAGCAUCGUGGGCCAGAGCAACGACCGGGGUGAUGGUGGCAUCUACAUCGGUUCCAUCAUGAAGGGUGGGGCUGUGGCCGCUGACGGCCGCAUCGAGCCGGGUGACAUGCUGCUGCAGGUGAACGAUGUGAACUUUGAGAAUAUGAGCAAUGAUGACGCUGUGCGGGUGCUCCGGGAGAUUGUGUCCCAGACAGGGCCCAUCAGCCUUACGGUGGCCAAGUGCUGGGACCCAACCCCCCGGAGCUACUUCACCGUCCCGAGGGCUGACCCUGUGCGGCCCAUCGACCCAGCUGCCUGGCUGUCCCACACAGCGGCACUGACAGGCGCCCUGCCCCGCUACGGUACGAGCCCCUGCUCCAGUGCCAUCACGCGCUCCAGCUCCUCCUCACUAACCAGCUCAGUGCCUGGCGCUCCACAGCUUGAAGAAGCGCCGCUGACAGUGAAGAGCGACAUGAGUGCCAUUGCCCGAGUCAUGCAGCUGCCAGAUUCGGGGCUGGAGAUCCGUGACCGCAUGUGGCUCAAGAUUACAAUUGCCAAUGCUGUCAUCGGGGCGGACGUGGUGGACUGGCUGUACACGCACAUAGAGGGCUUCCGGGAGCGGCGCGAGGCCAGGAAGUACGCCGGCAGCAUGCUGAGGCGUGGCUUCCUGCGGCACACGGUGAACAAGAUCACCUUCUCUGAGCAGUGCUACUAUGUCUUUGGGGACCUGUGCAGUGAUCUCGCAGCCCUGAAUCUUCACAGUGGCUCCAGCGGAGCCUCGGAUCAGGACACCCUGGCCCCACUGCCCCACCCAGCCACAGCCUGGCCGCUAGGCCAGGGCUACCCCUACCAGUACCCUGGACCCCCACCCUGCUUCCCGCCCGCCUACCAGGACCCCGGCUUCAGCUAUGGCAGUGGCAGCGCUGGGAGCCAGCAGAGUGAAGGGAGCAAAAGCAGUGGGUCCACCCGGAGCAGCCGCCGGGCCCCAGGCCGGGAGAAGGAGCGCCGGGCCGCUGGAGCUGGGGGCAGCGGCAGUGAGUCAGACCCUGCGGCCCUCAGCGGGUUGGGUAGUGCCGGCUGGUGGGAGCGUCCUGUAAGCCAGCUUAGCCAGGGCAGUAGCCCACGUAGCCAGGCCUCGGCUGUUGCUCCUGGGCUUCCCCCACUACACUCCCUGACAAAGGCCUACACAGUGGUGGGUGGGCCCCCGGGGGGGCCACCUGUCCGGGAGUUGGCUGCUGUCCCCCCAGAACUGACUGGCAGUCGCCAGUCCUUCCAGAAGGCCAUGGGAAACCCCUGUGAGUUCUUUGUGGACAUCAUGUAACUGGUGGGCAGUGCCUUCAGCCCCGUCCAAGGCGGGGCAUCCCAUCCUGCUGCACUGGGAGCUGGUGGGGUUGCCUUAGUGGUGGCCAGCUAGGGACAGGCCUGCCUGGGGCGCUGGACCCAGCAGGCAGUGGGCACAGAGGCCAAGGCCGAGGGCAGCCACCUCCUCCUGGGGUCCCUGGGCAAUGAACAGCUGUCUCCCUGCUCCUUUGGGGGGACCAUCUUCUCAGGCAGGUCUGACCUGCCCAUUCAACAUGGGACUCUAGGGCCCCCGACCUCUCCUUUGGAGGUGACUCUUAUGGGUUCGGUGUUGCCCCUCACUCUACCAGAGCUAUGCAGAGGCCCUCACCUGAACUGGCCUGAAGUCCCUCUCACCCAGCACAUUGACCCUGCCUGUCUCACCCGGGCAGUGGCGUCCCCAGUCCCCUCUGGUCACUCAGGGUGGGAUCUAACUUAUUUAUUUAUUGCUGCCCUGCCUACUAUGAGGGUGGUGGCUGUCUAGUUGUCCCCUCCCCGCCCAACUGGGGCAGUUUGCAUGUCCCUGCUCUGCUCUGGGACUCAGAGCAAGCAUGAGGAAUGCAGGCCAUGAUGGGAAGUGUGGAGGCUGGGGAGCUGGCAGAGGGCCCCUCUCCCUGCACAGUGCCUCACUGCAGGCAGAGGGGUCUUGGAGAGACAGGAGCCAGCCUGGUCUGUCCUCACUGUCCUUGGGCCAUCUUCCCACUGCACACUGCCUUCUUGGCAUGCCUGGCAUCUGAACAUCUGCUCUGUAGAUAUUGUGUCAAAGUCCGAGCAUCUGGGUAGUUCAGUAGAGCUGCUUCUGUGUAAAUGCUAUUUUAAACACUAAAGAACAUUUAAUUUU
Fukomys damarensis (Damara mole-rat) is the source of this 2973-nucleotide messenger RNA. It is a transcript of the gene Dvl1, whose product is annotated as dishevelled segment polarity protein 1. Lineage: Eukaryota; Metazoa; Chordata; Mammalia; Rodentia; Bathyergidae. Gene Ontology annotation, biological process: intracellular signal transduction; canonical Wnt signaling pathway. The coding region runs from base 25 to 2115 and encodes 696 amino acids. The transcript is spliced from 15 exons. The record is from RefSeq and is a predicted model, not a curated record. Gene Ontology annotation, molecular function: frizzled binding. Gene Ontology annotation, cellular component: cytosol.